Molecule: messenger RNA, 1947 nt
Organism: Tympanuchus pallidicinctus (lesser prairie-chicken)
Lineage: Eukaryota; Metazoa; Chordata; Aves; Galliformes; Phasianidae
Gene: GKAP1
Product: G kinase anchoring protein 1
Exons: 13
Coding region: 261-1382 (373 amino acids)
Biological process (GO): signal transduction
Cellular component (GO): Golgi apparatus
Source: RefSeq, a predicted model, not a curated record
CAGUGCUGUGCGCGGUUGAAACCUCCCCUACUGGGACAGCCGCGACUCCGCUCUUAUGGCGAUGCCUCUGACAGAGAACAUCUCUCCGAGGGAGCUAGUCAGCGGACAAGGAUUUGGGCUCCCGCUUCACGUCAGCUGGCGCAGGUCUGUGGUUGUGGUCUGAUCAAAGAAUCUGAACAUCAGCAUCAGGUAGAUUCACAAUUUGUCACACGGAAACUCUUCAGUGAGAGAAGCAGCUGAGUAGAAGUUCAGACAUAGCAAUGGCAUCUGUUGUGAUCAAUUCAGUUCCUACCACUGCAUCUCGUUUUGCCUUACUGCAACUGGAAAGUGAUACUGAUUCAGAAUCUGGAAAAGGCAGAAGUGGCCAAGGUGCUGGUAAAUCUCAAGCGUUAGAGGGUAGAUCUUCUACAAAUGAGAAAAAAAGAGAGAAAAGGAGAAGAAAGAAAGAACAGCAGCAGAGUGAAGCCAAUGAGCUCAGAAACCUUGCUUUUAAAAAGAUUCCUCAGAAAUCCUCCCAUGGAGGUUGUCUAUCUCAGCAUGAACAAAAACUGCAUGCUACAAUGCAGAAAGACUCUCAGGAAGAAAAUUGGCAAGAGUGGAGGCAAAGAGAUGAACAGCUGACAUCUGAAAUGUUUGAAGCUGAUCUUGAAAAAGCAUUGCUGCUAAGCAAACUGGAAUAUGAAGAGCACAAAAAGGAAUAUGAAAACAGUGAAUGUACUCCACCUCAGUCAAAGUCUGUGAAUAAGAAAGAAAAAAGAAAGAACCAGCAAGGAAAAGACAAACCUCUCACUGUGUCCCUGAAAGAUUUUCAGUCAGAAAGUAAUAUAGAUAAUGUUGCUAAAAAACAUGAGGAACCAAUCUCUUCUCAGACUCUGAUGAAUGAUGGAGGAUUUUUCCAUAAGCUGGAAGAUGAUGUUCAUAAAAUACUUGAAAGAGAGAAAAGGAGAGACCAGCUCACUGGUUGCAAUGAAAUAGAUAACUGCACAUCUCAUGAGCACAACCAGGAGAGUGGUAUGAAAGAUGGAAAAACAGAACAACUAAAAUUCGAGCUUGAAAAGAAAGAUGCAGAAAUUCAGCAGCUUAAAAAUAUAAUAACUCAGUGGGAGGCGAAAUAUAAAGAAGUAAAAGCAAGAAAUGCACAGCUUCUGAAGAUGCUGCAGGAAGGUGAAAUGAAAGAUAAAGCAGAAAUACUCCUACAGGUGGAUGAAUUGCAAAUUAUAAAAAAUGAAUUGACCUUACAGGUAACUACACUUCAUGCUGCAUUAGAGCAAGAAAGGUCCAAAGUGAAGCUGCUGCAGGCAGAAUUAACAAAAUACCAGAUGUUAAAGGCCUGUGUGCCUACUGCCAGAGUUUGGAAAAAAGAUGUGCUACCAAAGGUAUAGAAAGCAUAAGUUGUGGUUCACUUGCACAAACUUGACACACACAGCUCUAUAGGACCAGACAGGAUGCCUGCAAAGGAGCCGAAGAAGCCAGUCGAUGCUAGUGCUACUCCAGUCUGUCAUCUUUGAUAUUUGGAGAGCAUCUUUUAUGUGGGCGGAUAAUACUAAGACAAGGGGGAGCACUUUAAAAGAGGGGAGAUUUAGGUUAGAUGUAAGGUGGAAAUACUUUUCUCAGAGGGUGGUAAGGCUCUGGCACUGGCUGCCCAGAGAAGCUGUGGAUGCCCCCAUCUCUGGGGUCGUUCAAAGGCAGGCUGGAUGGUUUCUUAGCCCCACAGCAGGUGGCCUUGAACUAGGUCCCUUUCACCUAAUUUGUCAAUUAUCUAUCAUUUAAGUACCUCGACUGUUUUCAUUUAUUUACCUGGUGUUCAGAUGGGCUCAUGUCCCAUAGUGUUUGUGUAGUUUAAAAAAACUAGCCUUUUUUCCUUGCUAAUUGAUGCUGCUUCAGCAUAAAAAAUAACUGCAGAUAGAAAAUGUCAAGUCUACUUAUUAACUAUAUGCUUGUUUUUAU